AUGUCCGGGCGCCGUCUCCUCGACGCCAUCACAUUUCUCAAUGCGUCCCGCGGCGUCGCAAAAAAGCACAUAGUGCUACAGAGGCAUGCCCUUGACCACCAUGCAAGGACAUCAUCAUUAACCAAAGAAGCGAAAAAUCAAAUUCAACGGAUUGGUCUUGCGGUACAAGCAGCUUCUGACCUAGCGAAGAAGCUCGACGACGAUCCUGCACCUAGCUUUACGCCGAGAAAUCGCAAUCAUGGCAGCGAAAAGGGCACAGGCAGCUCCCAGCAGGGGACGGAUGAUAGUCCCAGGAAGAAUGAUAUCACUACAGAGUCUAUAGGAGCCACAGCUAUUGGUACAGAGAGAGGGGCUGACUUUACACUUAAAGACACCUUGAGCCCGGAGAUUAAAGAAAAGGAGGAGGAACUUCCGGAGGAAAUGAUGCAACAACUGUUCAGGAGCCGAAAAGUAACAAGAUCCCUUUUCCAAGGCCAACCUCACAAGACGGGACAAAGCAAGUUCAAAUUAGGCUCUAUGUCGAUGCCACAUUCCCGGCCAACCUGUUCUGAAGUCGUCACAGAGACUAUUACGGAAGCUCAGGAUGCUGAGCUGAACAUUCCAGGUGAAAUUGAAAAGCGGGAUCAUGUUGAAAAGGAUGUCAAUGUUGUUGCGCCCCAAGAUACGUAUCAAAUGGUUCAAUCCCGAGUCCCAUCCUCUCGAAUCGGACGGCUAUGGGAAUAUGGUGGCCUGGCAACUUCGAUGGCCAUAGGUGUUGUUGGUGCUGGGUUCCGUCGUGCUACUGGAGGCGAUGAUUCGGGGUCUUUGUUACUCAGUCCUGCCAAUGUAGAAAGGCUUGUUGCUAAAUUAUCCAAAAUGAGGGGAGCGGCUCUGAAGCUAGGCCAGAUGCUAAGCCUCCAAGAUUCUAAAAUUAUGCCUGAGACGAUUCAGCAAGUAUUACAGCGUGUGCAAGACAGGGCAAACUACAUGCCACAGUCUCAAAGGGAUCAGGUCCUCAAGGAUAACUUGGGCCCUAAUUGGAGAGACCUAUUUGAGACUUUUGAUGAGAUCCCCAUGGCUGCUGCAUCGAUUGGACAAGUACACGGAGCCAUCCUAAAGGAAACAGGACAACGUGUUGCCGUGAAGGUUCAAUACCCUGGAGUUGCAGACUCCAUAGAUUCAGAUCUAAAUAACUUGUCUAUCCUCCUCACUGCAUCUCGACUACUUCCCAAAGGUUUAUAUCUCGAGAAAACAAUCGCGAACGCCCGGACUGAGCUUGCGUGGGAAUGUGAUUAUAUUCGUGAAGCAGAAUGUGGCCGUAAAUUCAAGGAACUGCUCAAGGAUGAUACCGACAUCUUUACUGUGCCCGAAAUUAUAUCAUAUGCUUCAGGGAAACAGGUUCUCACCAUGGAACGUUUGGAUGGCAUCGCAGUGACCCGGAUCCAGUCCUUCACGCAGUCUCAACGUGACUGGAUAGGCUCUCAAAUCAUGCGGCUAUGUCUUCGAGAAAUUGGCGAAUUCAGGUACAUGCAAACUGACCCCAAUUGGACCAAUUUCCUCUAUAACUCCACUACCAAUCGCCUUGAGCUUCUUGAUUUCGGGGCUUCUCGCGCUUAUCCUGCUGCUUUUAUCUCCUUGUACGUUAGGCUGCUUGCCGCCGCAUCUCGGAAUGAACGUGAGAAAUGCCGUGAACUCUCCCAGGAACUAGGUUAUCUUACCGGUUUUGAAUCGGAGGCGAUGGUCAAUGCCCACGUAUCAUCUAUCAUAACUAUUGCGGAACCGUUUAUGAAAUCUUCCCCUGAGGUAUAUGAUUUUAAUGAUCAAACCAUCACCGAUAGGGUUCGAGAGUUUAUCCCGCUUAUGCUGCGUGAACGCUUGUCUCCACCGCCUGAAGAGACAUACAGUUUACAUCGGAAGCUAAGUGGCGCCUUUUUGCUCUGUGCCCGACUAGGUAGCAGAGUGAGGUGUCGGGAGAUGUUCGAAGAGAUGUUAGAGAAGGUAGAAUGGGUGGACGAGAAGUAUAAAGGGAGAAACGACCUGUGA
This is a messenger RNA of Microsporum canis CBS 113480, 2022 nucleotides long. RefSeq names its product ABC1. The coding region runs from base 1 to 2022 and encodes 673 amino acids. The transcript is spliced from 2 exons. The record is from RefSeq and is a predicted model, not a curated record. Gene Ontology annotation, cellular component: extrinsic component of mitochondrial inner membrane. Gene Ontology annotation, molecular function: kinase activity. NCBI's taxonomy places the organism in Eukaryota, Fungi, Ascomycota, Eurotiomycetes, Onygenales, Arthrodermataceae. Gene Ontology annotation, biological process: ubiquinone biosynthetic process.